AAACAAUACCUUCACAUAUUAAGUUACAUAUUGCGUGGUAUUAAACAAGAAAAUGUAAAAGUAGAUGCCGAUGCACCUUUUAACGUGAGCCAGUAUCAGUCUUUGAAAAAUGCUGUGGAAUUUAUAAUAUUAAUUGGAAUUAAGCCCUUUCUAUUACCUGGUGUAGGUAUAGAUAUAGAUAAAUUAUGCCCCAUAGCUUCAACAAUUACUCAGGAAGAAGACUUGAGCUGUCUGGAGAAAUAUGAACGAUUAUGUUUUUCAACACACUUACUCCUAGAUCUUUUCGAUGAUCUCAAUUUACGACCGGCUGUACUUUUAAGAAUCGGCCCUCUAAUAGCCGCUCUAUUACAAUUGUCUCAUGCUCCGCUAGCUAAACCAUCGAACGAAGUUCGGCCCAUGAAUUUAAAUAACCAAGAGUUUUAUAUGACAGUGGAGGAAUAUCAAAGGCUACAGAAUCGUCAAAAAGCAUUUCACGCUAAAUUUAUUUCCCUAUUAAGUAAUUGUCCACGUAACAUAUGUUUUCGGGAAUUAAUGGCAAUUUGUGGAGUGCAAAAUACACCAAGGUGGCUACGUAGAGAAACUCAUAACUAUCUAAUUAACAUGCUUACGCAACCGGAUGGAGUAUCAUCGUUAAUCGCCACAAUUUAUAACGAUGGUUUAGACCUGGGUGCGGAUUGGAAAAAAUUAGAUACGCUUUCCCGGCUGAUAACAGCAACUCAUGGAAAGAACGUCGAUCAAUAUUAUGAAGCCGUAUGUCCGCAGAUUUUAGAUCUGUUUUUCUCUGAUAAGUUCAAGCAUGGCACAAUAAUAGCGAACUGCUGUAUUAAAUCUCUGUAUGAUUACAAUCCACGUGCUUGUCAGAAGUAUAUUAUAGAAGUCGUUUGUGCACCUCUAACAACGAAGAAAGAACCACAUGUUAUAAAAUCUGAAAAAGAGGUUGAACGGUGUAUAGAAAUAUUAACAAAAUGUUUUUUAACGGAGGACGCCAAGUUCAAGCAUCUACCUUGCAAAGUUAUUUUGCACGUUGCCACGCCUCUAUUUUGCCUGUACGAUAAAGUCCGCGAAAGUGCUUGCUCAUUAAAAACGAAUUUACGACAAUUGUUAUUAAAAAUCUUCGAGGAAGAUACAACGCGGGAAAAGCUUUAUUCAGCUUUUCUAGGACACGAUACUUCAGCGGGAUUUGGGAAUUAUGUGUCAUCAGAAUUUGGGCCGACUGGCGGUAUCGAGAUUAUUGGUUUGAAUGAAAGUUUGGACUACGAAAAACUAGCUGAUACCAUUUUUGACCUAGUGUCCACCGCUAAAGACUUAUCGCCCAGCUUAUUUUGUUACAUGUUAAAGUUCAUGUCAAAUCAAAAUAAACGGAGCUGCGAAAUUGAACAACCGAAAACAUUGGAGACAGAAGAUGAUAAAAUAGAACGCAUCACGAUGCAGUUAGCGGCUCAUAAACUUCUGUCACAAUUAGCCAGCACAAGUACUGUUCAAGACGCACAGGUGAAAGAUCCCGAACCACUGCUGUCGUUUAUAAAAUCGUUGUUCGACGAUUAUACAAAAAGCCGUUCGGAUGAAACCGAAGAAAACGAAUGCGAGAUGCUGUACAUCAGCUUAAUGUGGAUAAAAAUGAUUCUGCUUGAGAAGAGUGCAGCGAUCAAGAUCGAUCUCUUCAAAGAUUUUAAAACAUUUUUGGAAGAUCACCUGAAAAAUUCCAAUAUGCCGACGCAACUUAAAUCAUUAAUCAGCGAAGUGGUUGCCUGUAUCACGACACAUGAUUCCCGACCCAGAUCCGAAAGGAAAUACUAUCAAGACUUGUCCAGUUCGUCGGACAAAUUUGAUGAAGCCUUGAAGGAUCUCGCAGACCCAUUACUUCCUGUUCGGGCGCAUGGUCUUGUGACACUCACGAAACUGAUUGAGACUAAAGAUCCUUAUGCUAUUGCGCGUAAUGCGAUCAUUUUGCGUUUAUUUGAGGAAAAUUUGAAGCACGAGGAUUCGUUCAUAUAUCUGGCAUCUAUCAACGGACUAUGCGCAUUAGCAACUGCAUUUCCAGAAAAAGUUAUAGAAACGCUGAUGCUUGAAUACAUUGAUAUGCCCAAACGUGCCGCAAUCUCGGAAAUAACUGUUGAAACUAGGAUAAAGCUCGGGGAAAUACUAGUCAAGACAACGAGAGCCCUGGGUGAAAUGAGCGUGGUUCAAAAAAACACGCUGGUUAACGGUUUUUUGUGCGCAAUCCGCGAUACGGAUCCCUUUGUACGAGCUUCUGGUCUCUCUUGCUUAGGGGAACUCUGUAAAGUAUUGAACUACCGUCUGGGAAACAUUCUCACCGAAAUUCUCUACUGCAUCACAUGUAUAUUGAAAACAGACAAAGUACCUGAAUGUCGACGUGCCGCUGUGCUGGUCGCAACGCUUCUGUUUCGUGGUCUCGACCGAGACUUGUUGAGCACCUGUACCAGCGAUAUGAUCGAUCUGUACCGCGAAUUGCGCAUUUUGCGAGACGACAAAGAUCCCGUGCUGCAGCUUCAUGUUCAGUUAGCCUUAGAAGAGAUCGACCGCAUCAUGCGGGACUCUCUAUUCACGGGAUUUCCCACGUUAAAAAAGACGAUAUCGGAGUUGAAU
Messenger RNA from Temnothorax curvispinosus, 2607 nucleotides. RefSeq names its product transport and Golgi organization protein 6 homolog (gene Tango6). The annotation marks the transcript as partial. The transcript is spliced from 6 exons. Lineage: Eukaryota; Metazoa; Arthropoda; Insecta; Hymenoptera; Formicidae. Gene Ontology annotation, molecular function: protein binding. The record is from RefSeq and is a predicted model, not a curated record. Gene Ontology annotation, biological process: protein secretion.